Messenger RNA from Saimiri boliviensis boliviensis (Bolivian squirrel monkey), 1028 nucleotides. NCBI's taxonomy places the organism in Eukaryota, Metazoa, Chordata, Mammalia, Primates, Cebidae. The record is from RefSeq and is a predicted model, not a curated record.
UCUUCCACAUGUAAACGACUUGAACUCCAUUUCAUCUUUUUUCAUACCAUCUCCAAGAUUUCAGCAGCUUUCACACUUGCUUGUUAAACUGAAAGCAUGUUUCUUGCAAAUGCUCUAUUGGAAGGAGCAGAUCGAGGUCUUGGAGAAGCUCUUGGAGGCCUCUUUGGAGGAGGUGGGCAGAGAAGAGGAGGAGGAGGAGGAGGAAAUAUUGGAGGGAUAGUUGGAGGAAUUGUGAAUUUUAUCAGUGAGGCUGCAGCAGCUCAGUAUACUCCAGAACCACCUCCUCCUACUCAGCAGCAUUUCACCAAUGUGGAAGCCUCAGAAAGUGAGGAAGUUAGGCGAUUUCGGCAGCAAUUUGCACAGCUGGCUGGACCAGACAUGGAGGUGGGUGCCACUGACCUGAUGAAUAUUCUCAACAAAGUCCUUUCUAAGCACAAGGAUCUGAAGACCGAUGGUUUUAAUCUUGACACUUGCCGGAGCAUUGUGGCUGUCAUGGACAGUGACACAACUGGGAAGCUGGGCUUUGAAGAAUUUAAGUAUCUGUGGAACAACAUCAAGAAAUGGCAGUGUGUUUAUAAGCAGUAUGACAGGGAUCAUUCUGGGUCGCUGGGAAGUUCUCAGCUGCGGGGAGCUCUGCAGGCAGCAGGCUUUAAGCUAAAUGAACAACUUUACCAAAUGAUUGUCCGCCGGUAUGCUAAUGAGGAUGGAGAUAUGGAUUUUAACAAUUUCAUCAGCUGUUUGGUCCGCCUGGAUGCCAUGUUUCGUGCCUUCAAGUCUCUGGAUAGAGAUACAGAUGGUCUGAUUCAAGUGUCUCUCAAAGAAUGGCUGCAGUUAACCAUGUAUUCCUGAAGUGGGCAGUGAAAAGUCAAGACCCUCCCUGGUGGACUGAAAGCCUUGCCAUGCUGUACACAGUUGCUGAUACCCUGUGCAACAGCUGUCAUUUCCCAGCGAGCUCUUUCACAAUCCUACAUAUUUCUGAUCAUGUGCUGCCUUUUACUGCUGAAUUAAAACAGAUAUUUCAUGAAAAA